UUAUGGUGAUUCAAAAUUACAAGCAUAACAUGACUAGUAUCAGUUUAUCACAUAGUGUAGCUCAGUUUAAGCACGAGCACUGAUAAAGUGACGAUCGGCUUUGUUCAGUUUUAAGAAGCCUGGAGCAGAGUAUCAAUUUUCCGAUUUUGAGUUGAUUUGGGAUUCUAAUUCGCGCGCAGCGAGAUUUACAGUCAUCAGGACCAUCGGAAACGCGUUCUCAGGUAGCAAGGGCGCAAUGACCAACGCGCAUAUAUUCCAUACCAUCGACCUUAUCCUCGGCCUGCCGUAUGCUGCUCUAAAGUCUUCCUGGACUGAUUUUUAAAACUGAAUUCCUACUCCAAAGUGGACCGAGCCAUAUUAGUAAACACUCGUGCACGCUUCGAUCUUCUCCGAGCUCGCCGUUGACAAACUGGAUCAGAAUGAGAAACGGACGCAUCUCAGAGAGAAAAAUACAACGUGACGUCCGCGUACGAAGAAGCUGAAGCAUGGAUAUCGGCAAGCAUGCGCCAGCAAAACUUCAGUUCUGCCUUUUGGAUAAAGAGCUGGAACACAACACUUCCGUGAAACAGAGCGUAAAGCUUUUUCACGCUUGCUCAUUCCUGUUCUGUGAAGAGGCCCUUCGUGCGGCUUCGAGGAAGAAAAAUGGAAGGAAGAUCGUUUUUAUCACAGAAAAUUUUGAUGGAGAUUUGUUUAAGCGCAUCAAAUCGGUUUCCAAGCAAAUUCUUGGUCCGCCUGCACUGGCCCAUUUUGCUGCGAUCUGCACCGAUCACCUGCCAGAUAUUCGAAGGCCUAUCUACAGUCUGGCAAUGGAGGGCGUUGUGGCUGUCGUCAGCGGAUUUUGCGAUCAGCAGACGGGUCAGAUUGUCAGAGAGAUCCAUAAUAUGGGAGGCUUGGUCAUCCGCAGACUAGUCUCGUCGUCUUUAUCGCUGAAUCCUCCAGUGAAAAGACCGACCCAUCUGAUAACGUACAAUGCCUUAAGUGCUGGUUACCAAACAGCCAUCGAGAAUCCGUCCAAAAUCGAAAUCAUGACCGAAGAUUGGCCUGCGCAAUUGUGGCGUCGGCGAAGUACGCGCAAUACCGGUAGCACACCUGACGUCAUCCAGCGACGCUGCAGAUUCCAGGGAUGCUUUUUGCGGCACAUUCGUUUUCAUUUGCUCGGCUUUGGCCAGACGGAGCGUCUGCAUUGGAUUACUUACAUUGCUAAUGCCGGGGGUUCUGUUGAAAGUGACCUUUCUUUAUCUUCUGAUAUUGUUGUUGUCAAUCACCACAACAGAAAUAUUGAGGCACGGCUACAUGUUAGCAGCGAGGAGCGUCAUGUGGAAUUGAUUGUGGAUUCUGUGACGCGGUGGUUCGUUCUGCACGAUGGCCAGCAUGUUGUUACCGCCGAUCUGCUAAUUGUUUCCUUCAGCCGGAAAAUUUUGCCUUCGUUGCUUCAGUUUUCUGUAUUCCGGGAUGGUAACAAUUUCCAGGGGGGAGUCCACGUUCGCAAACGGCGACUGUCCCUGGAAGACGCAGAACCCGAACCGGAAACCUUUUGCAGUCCCAAGCGCCGGCUGUAUCGUUCCGCGAAAUCGAUGAUGCCUCGCUAUCCUCCAUCCGACAGUCCGACAAAGCAGUUACGAUCAUUAAUUUUGGGAUCUCCCGCUCUGACGGAUCAGCCGCGAAUUGAGCAGCCGGUUUAUCGUAAGUCGGAAACGUCCACUGAUGAGCCGCCGAAAGAAAGAGAACCAUCCAAGCGUCACCAGCGGAUAAUGGAGUUGUUAGAUACGGAACGGAACUAUGUCAUCAUUUUGCGAAGUUUGCUGACACAUGUUAAAAGUGGAUUGGAAUGUGGUGAAAAUGGCCGCGGUGGAUGUCUGGAUGCCGGCCAAGUGGGCGCCAUUUUUGGCCGCCUUCCUGAUAUUUUCAGUAUUCACGAGCAGAUCGUGAGGGAACUGGAAACUGUGAUGAGUCCAUGGGAUGAUGGCUGUGAAAUUGGUUCCUUGUUUCUACAACAUGUUUUUAAUAUUUCAAAAUCAUAUCCUCCUUUUGUAUGUUCUUUUGAGGAAAUUCAGCGUAUUGUUCAAGACACUUGCAUUGGUAAAGCGAAAGUUCGAACUUUAUUGAAACGACUUUUGAUGCUUCCUGAGUUUGGUCGGCAGUCUUUGUCAGAUUUAUUGAUCCGCCCGGUUCAACGUUUGCCUACAGUCGUUCUUCUGUUGAAGGACAUACAAAAGUACACGAGUGAUAACCAUCCCGACCAUGAAAAUCUCCAGACAGCGAUUAACGAGCUCCAGAUAAUACUGCGCGCAAUGAACAGCCACGCAACGGGGAACAACGAUAAUCUGGAGAAUGAAGCGGAAAGCUCGUGUGACAUGAAAAUGUCGGAUGGAUUUAAUAAGCGUGCAAUGGAAAAGGCCCGCAAGCUGGCAUCUCAGACGACGCUUCGUGUUUCCAAAGUAUUUUCUGGAUUGGGUACCCGUUCCGGUUCUGGCAUCAAACGCGCAGCUUCUAUGAUGCUCUUUACACCGGCAAAGAGUGCCCGAAGUCAGCCGAAAUGCGAUGAAGAAUCUAAGUCAGAAGAGUGAGUUGCUUUCUUUAUAUUAAGAAAUUGGAGGAGUCAUUUGCAGCGUGUUUGUAAUUUUUCUAAUGUCUUUUGGAAGUGUUUUCUGACAGUUUAUUGUAUCAACUAUAAUUUCCAAUAUGCAUCGAGAGUAUGCUGGGAGUUAAUUUUGGGUAAUGUUCUUGAAUUCAAUCGGUCAGUAGCUAUACGUUUAUUGUUGUAAUUGAUGGUGGUUAAAAAUAUUGCACUUGAAUUGUGGCGGCUUGAUACCAUGUUUUACGAAUUUUGUUGAAACCUGUUGACAACCUUUCGGUUCUGUUUGUGUACUAAUCUUACACGUCUGUUAAUUCUUAUUUCUAACAUGUGUCUUGUUCAUUACUACUUUGUUCCAUCAAAACAAUAUUGGGCAAACAUUAG
This is a messenger RNA of Paramacrobiotus metropolitanus, 2959 nucleotides long. RefSeq names its product protein ECT2-like. Gene Ontology annotation, biological process: mitotic cytokinesis; regulation of cytokinesis, actomyosin contractile ring assembly; activation of GTPase activity. The record is from RefSeq and is a predicted model, not a curated record. The coding region runs from base 486 to 2567 and encodes 693 amino acids. Gene Ontology annotation, cellular component: cell cortex; nucleus. The transcript has 6 exons. Gene Ontology annotation, molecular function: guanyl-nucleotide exchange factor activity; GTPase activator activity. NCBI's taxonomy places the organism in Eukaryota, Metazoa, Tardigrada, Eutardigrada, Parachela, Macrobiotidae.